AUGGACGGCGACGGCAAGCGUGCAAGCACGGUCAAGGGUUGCUUCCGCAUUCCCACUUCUCUCUUUCGCCCUGCCUAUAGCGCGCACGCGCGCAGCCUCGAACCAGUCCCAUGGGGCGAAGCGUUCUGCCACAACGAUGACGAUGAGAAUGGUGAUGACGGUCGUGGUGGUGGUGGUGGUGGUGUUCGUUGUCGUCGUCGUAUUUGCCAUCACCGUCCAGGUCGUUGUGGUCGUCUUCCUCCUCCUCCUCCUCCUCCCCCUCCUCCUCCACCCCCCAUUUCCUACCUCGUGGUGUGGAAGUAG
Spirometra erinaceieuropaei is the source of this 303-nucleotide messenger RNA. The record is from the annotation of a GenBank genome assembly. Lineage: Eukaryota; Metazoa; Platyhelminthes; Cestoda; Diphyllobothriidea; Diphyllobothriidae.